Molecule: messenger RNA, 2286 nt
Organism: Ostreobium quekettii
Lineage: Eukaryota; Viridiplantae; Chlorophyta; Ulvophyceae; Bryopsidales; Ostreobiaceae
Source: the annotation of a GenBank genome assembly
AUGGACGGCUACGAGCUGGGGCCGCUGAUCGGCCGCGGGACUUUCGGUGACGUGCACAAGGCGACCGGCAGGAAGACGGGGCGGGAAGUCGCCAUCAAGAUUAUCGACAGGUCGAGGCUUGGAUCCAGGGGGGCGCGUGAGCGGCUGAAGAGGGAGGUCCAGAUCCAUGGGCAGUUGAGGCACAAGCACAUUGUUUCCCUCCUUGAUUUCUUUGAGGACGCUUCCAAGGUGUAUCUGGUGAUGGAGAUGUGUGAGAAAGGAGAGAUGCUCACACUUGUUCGCAGGAAGGGCUCCCUCGCGGAGGAGGAAGCACGUGCAUAUUUCCAGCAACUGGUUGAUGCCAUUGGCCAUUUGCAUGCACAUUCCAUCAUGCACAGGGACAUCAAGCUGGCCAACCUUCUCCUCACAGGCGACAACGACUUGAAGGUUGCCGACUUUGGAUUGGCAGCCAUUCUGGAAAAGGAAGACUCAGAGAGGCAGACCUUGUGUGGCACUCCGAACUACCUGUCACCAGAGAUCGCGACCAACAAGCCCUACUCCUUUGGUGCUGACAUUUGGAGCAUGGGUAUUGUGCUGUGGACCAUGCUUGUGGGCACCCCGCCGUUUCAGGAGGACCAGGUGUCUGGUACAUUGGAUCGUGUGAGAGCAGGCACAUUCACAUGCCCCCACUGGAUGUCUGUUCAUGCAUGCAACCUCUUGCAGGGAAUGCUUCACAGAGACCCAACGCAAAGAUUUUCCAUGAGGCAAGUCAGGGAGCAUCCAUUCCUAGCAGGUCUUGGCAUCUUUCAACCCCAUCUGUCUUUGCAGGAUCACAGCAAUGUCCUACUGCCAGAUGAAGGAUCACAUUCGAUGGGUGCUCAGCCAAACGCAGCACGGGACGUGGCCCCAAGCCAAAUGGUCCUGGAAUCCCAAGAUUCAAGAAAAUCCAGUGGAAAAUCAGCUCCUCAAACACCUUUUUCAGCUGUCGAACACAAACGUCCGGGUGACAUGGGUGCUGCACCUCCUGUCCAUCCAUCAGUAGGAACAUUGGCAGUGGGUGUUCCGGUGGGUUUGGGGCAAUGCUAUCCCUACAUUCCCACGCAGCAUGGGCCUUUGGAGAUAGGUGUCAGUGUUGGCAUAAGGCAACCUGCAGGGCUUAUUCAUGCUGAUGACGGGCAGCGCACCAGCCAACAGGCAGGAUGGUCAAAAGGAGCGGCACAGUGCAGUCAAGCCCCUGUAGUGCAGGGAACACCAGCUGUUGACAACAGGACAAUGUACUGUCCGCCCAGUGAAGCACCUCUUAUGUACAUUGCUAGUAAAGGCACCCACGGCCACACCUUUGGCAACGCCCCUACUGACAGCAGCUUACUGCAUGGUGAAGGUUUAGGAGGGAAGCAGACAGACGAUUAUGCUCCACAGAAAACAGGAGAUGCAAAAUGUGGGAGUGAAGCAGUCAAAUGCCAGCAAUCUGGGAAUGCCAGAGAGGCAUCGCCAAUAGUGGGUGUGGUGUCACAGGAGGCAACUUUUGCUACUGCCAUGCCUGGCUCUCCAUCUUCCUGCCUGCCAGCACCUAUUGCUGGAUCAUGCAGAGGCAAUGACUGUGUUCCUCCUGGAAACCCUGGCGCUCUCAGUGCUUCCAGCGAACAAAUGCGUGUUCUUCCUCCCUCUUUGAUGCAAUCAAGCGAAUUUGACUUUCACGACAAAAUGUCCAGCUCUUGGAGUGUUUCCCGCUGUGGUCCUAUGCCAGAAUGUGAGGCAUUUUAUGAAAUCACAGGCAACAUUGUGAAUUCGAUGGGUGGCAAUUCUGGGGACGCGGGAUGCCAAUUGGCCAAGAGCUGUCAGUUGCUGCCUGGGCUGGGCGCCAAAGAAUGGCGCCAUAGCACAGGAGCUGCAUCUGUUGAGAGCAACAGAACUGGUUGGCCACUCCCAACAGCCAUUGGAGAUCUUCACGUGGGAAACACUGAAGCUUCUCGAGAUCGAACAUCAUUGUCAGGAGGACAAAGAGGGGAGUGGUCCCCCACACCAAAACCUUCACAAUUGAGAAGACUUCGCAGCACAGCGCGCCUGGCACCAUGUGUACGACGUUACUCUAGAGGCUUCGUUGCUCUGUUUGAGGACGGCAGCGUGUGUGUCAAUGAAGGCACUGGUUGUGCCCAAAUGUUUGUCACUCCUGACGGCCUUGACAUUCGGCUGGAGUGCACUGGGAAGUCCUGCCAGAGAUUUCGAUUUCCAGACCUUCCUGACCACGCAACUGACCAGUAUCUGCAGGCAUGCAGGCGAGUGGUCCCAGUUCGAUGCACCCUUUGA